UUAAGCCAAAACAAAUACAACCCCACUCCUUACACACACUCUCGUGAUUACAUUCUCAUCUUCAUCAUCUUCUUCUUCUUCUUCUUCAACUCUCCAGAACCCACCACUAAAUGGGUCUUCGUCUUCUUCGCCACUACUGACAAUGUCCCAACGGAUUCGCUCCGUCAUCUUUACUACUGUACUUCACCUUUACCUCUGCUUUUCCAACUUCCUCAUUACGUCAGCCGUAACCGAAUUCGACUUCGGAACCCUCACCCUCAGCAGCCUCAAGCUCCUCGGCGACGCCCACUUGAACAAUGGCAGCGUGAGUCUCACUCGCGACCUCGCCGUCCCCAACUCCGGCGCCGGCAGAGUGCUGUACUCGAAGCCCGUCCGCUUCAAGCAACCCUCCACUCCGUUUCCGGCCAGCUUCUCCACAUUCUUCACGUUCUCCGUCAGCAAUUUGAACCCCUCCUCGAUCGGCGGCGGGCUGGCUUUUAUCAUCUCGCCGGACGAUGAGGUUGUCGGAGACGCCGGCGGGUUCUUGGGGCUCCAGAGCGUGGAGGACCCGGGUUCGGGUUCCGGGUCGAGCUUCGUGGCGGUGGAGUUCGACACGCUCAUGGACGUGGAGUUCAGGGACAUUAAUAGCAACCACGUGGGCCUGGAUCUCAACUCCAUGGUUUCGUCACAGGUCGGCGAUCUUGGCGCUGCGGAUAUUGAUCUCAAGAGCGGGGACCUCGUGAAUUGCUGGAUCGAAUUCGGCGGGUCGAGUCGGGUCUUCAACAUAUCCGUUUCGUAUUCGAAUCUCAAACCCAGAGACCCGCUCCUCUCCUUCCCUCUCGAUCUUGAUCAGUACGUCAACGACUUCAUGUACGUCGGGUUUUCCGGGUCGACCCAGGGAAGCACCGAAAUCCACAGCGUUGACUGGUGGAGCUUCAGCUCGUCUUUCGAUUCAACUCCCUCAACAGGCUCAGCAGCACCGCCCCCUCCGACGACUACUCUGAUGAACCCAACCGCCAACUCAGUCAAAUCUCCACCGCCUUCUUUGCCUCCAACUGGGUCGGCUUCAGCUUCUAGUACUAGUACUACACAGAAGAACAGUAAGUCUUCUUGCCAUAACCAGCUUUGCAAGCAAGGUCCGGGAGCUGUUGCUGGUGUGGUCACAGCUGGGGCUUUCGUUUUGGCUCUGUUUGCCGGUGUUUUAGUUUGGGUUUACAACAAGAAGAUUAGACAUGUUAAGAAAUCAGAGUCUAGUUUUGCUUCGGAUGUGAUUAAAAUGCCCAAGGAGUUUAGUUAUAGGGAGCUCAAGGCAGCUACGAAGUGCUUCAAUGCGAAUCGGGUUAUUGGGCAUGGUGCAUUUGGGAUUGUUUACAAGGGAAUAUUAUCAGAGACGGGUGACAUUGUUGCAGUGAAGAGAUGUAGUCAUAGUACUCAGGGGAAGAACGAGUUUUUGUCCGAGUUGUCUAUUAUCGGAACUCUUAGGCAUCGAAAUCUUGUUAGGCUUCAAGGUUGGUGCCAUGAGAAGGGUGAGAUUUUGUUAGUCUAUGACUUGAUGCCUAAUGGUAGUCUUGACAAGGCAUUGUUUGAGGCGAGAAUGCCAUUGCCGUGGCCUCAUAGGCGAAAAAUUCUAUUAGGGGUUGCUUCGGCAUUGGCCUAUUUGCAUCAAGAAUGUGAGAAUCAGGUGAUCCAUAGGGAUGUUAAGGCCAGCAACAUUAUGCUGGAUGAAGGGUUCAAUGCGCGGUUAGGGGAUUUCGGGUUGGCUAGGCAAAUUGAGCAUGACAAGUCGCCGGACGCCACGGCAGCGGCUGGGACAAUGGGGUAUUUGGCGCCAGAGUACUUGUUAACGGGCAGAGCUACUGAAAAAACGGAUGUGUUUAGUUAUGGAGCAGUGGUGCUUGAGGUGGCUAGUGGGAGGAGGCCAAUUGAGAAGGAAGUCAGUGGAGUAGGGAAAACGGCUGCUUGUAGCAAUCUGGUUGAGUGGGUUUGGAGCUUGCACAGAGAUGAAAGGCUGUUAACGGCAGCUGAUCCAAGGCUAGAGAGUCAAUUCGACGAGGCUGAAAUGAGGAAAGUGCUACUAGUUGGACUCGCUUGCUCUCAGCCUGACCCAAAUGUUAGACCUACAAUGAGAGCUGUGGUGCAAAUGCUAGUGGGUGAAGCCGAAGUCCCAAUUGUCCCAAAAACAAAACCCACCGCAACUUUUAGCACUUCACAUCUCUUGUUGAGCUUGCAGGACAGUGUUUCCGAUUGCAAUGGCAUGAUCACCAUCUCCACCUCCUCCUCCGAAAACAGCUUCAACGGUAUCGGUGAUGAUCAUAUCGUCUGAUCAAACGUCUAGAUUCAUUUCAUUUGUUUCUGUAUGUAUCACACAAUAACAUCCGAGGUUAGCUUACGCAGCAAAGUUUUCCCUGUUAAUUUAAAUUAUUAAUCAUACAUUAUACUCUAUCUCCAUUGUACGAGUGAAAGUGGGUCUUAUUUUGAUGGAGAAGACGAUGGCCAUAAAGAAAUGGGUUGGGGUCAUUUUCUUUGUUUGAUUGGUGGGAAAUGGAAUCGUGGGCAACUGGUUUCUUUCACAAGCAAUCUCAGCAAAAGCAGACAUGUAUGAGUAGCGUUUUGGUAAAGUAUUGUACCAUAGGAAGAAAAAAUAUGCAUAUUUAUCAUUAACCUUUUUGGAAACU
Messenger RNA from Rosa rugosa (rugosa rose), 2654 nucleotides. Its product is annotated as L-type lectin-domain containing receptor kinase VIII.1. Gene Ontology annotation, cellular component: plasma membrane. The coding region runs from base 143 to 2302 and encodes 719 amino acids. The transcript has a single exon. Gene Ontology annotation, biological process: protein phosphorylation. Gene Ontology annotation, molecular function: protein kinase activity; ATP binding; carbohydrate binding. The record is from RefSeq and is a predicted model, not a curated record. Lineage: Eukaryota; Viridiplantae; Streptophyta; Magnoliopsida; Rosales; Rosaceae.